AUGGUCAGUGAAUACAAGAGAAUUGUCCUGCUGAAAGGAUUGGAGCAAUUGAGUGACCAUCAUUUUAUAAUAGUUAAGUCUUUACUCGCUGAUGAUUUAAACCUGAAUAAGAAAACGCAAGAUAAAUAUACCAGAGUUAUGGUUUGUAAUUUGUUGGAAAAAAAAUUCAAAGGUGCUGCCUGUGUGAACAAAUUAAUCGAAUUGUUCAAAUAUAUGGAAUUACAUGACCUUGUUAACAACCUUCGAAAAGAGAAGUCAAAAGUUGCUAGGAAAAUAAAAAGGACAACUCUGGCAAAAAAGAGAAACCAGGAAGGAGUUGGCCCUGCUGCACAUGUACCCACCACAAGUCACACUCUGACAUCUGAAGGAGGAGAGAAAACAUCUGUAGUGCAGAAAAGAAAAAGCAUUACCAAAGAAAAGACUAAAGCCAAAAGCAAUAAGACAUCCCAGGAAAAGAGUCAGCCUCCCUGUCCCUCAGAAGCCAGCACAUCUGCAACCAUGGGUCAUCCCCCACCUGUCCAAAUCCCAUUAUCGACUCCAUCCAACACUUCCCAGAUCUCAUCAACAAGACCAUCCAAUGCUUCUUUAACUCAGAAUCAGAAAGCCCCAGCUAAAUGUCAGGGGACUUCCAGAAGAAGUGUUCUCCAAAAGGACCCAAUGAUAGUGAUGGUACUGAAGGCAGCAGAGCCAUUUAAAUAUGAGUGCCCAGAAAAGGGGAAAAACAUGAUGUUUCAUGCUACAGUGGCUAGUGAGAGUCAAUUUUUCCAAGUGAAGGUUUUCAACACUAAGUUGAAAGAGAAAUUUAUAAAGAAGAAAGCCAUCGCCAUAUCUAAUUACUUUGAAUGUAAAGGAAUACUGGAGAUAAACAAAGCAUCAUCUGUGUCUGAAGUUGGUCUUGAUCAAAAGAUUGAGGUCCCAAGCAGCAUUAUCAAGAGAGCAAAUGCAACUCCCAAGAUCAUUCAUCUUCACAAGCAAGCAUCUGGAACAAUAGUGUAUGGGUUAUUUACGUUGCAAAAGAAAAUAGUAAACAAGAAGAAUACAAUCUAUGAAAUACAGGAUAAUACAGGAAAAAUGGAUGUAGUGGGGAAUGGAAAAUGGCACAAUCUCAAGUGUCAGGAAGGAGAUAAACUUCGGCUCUUCUGCUUCCAACUGAGAACAGUUGACUACAAGCUGAAACUGAUGUGUGGAAUUCACAGUUUCAUGAAGGUGAUCAAGGCCCAGAAAAGAAAGAAAGGACCAGUGAAUUCAAUUUAAAUCUGCAAGUUGCCAUGCAGCAAACCA
This is a messenger RNA of Carlito syrichta (Philippine tarsier), 1281 nucleotides long. RefSeq names its product myeloid cell nuclear differentiation antigen (gene MNDA). Lineage: Eukaryota; Metazoa; Chordata; Mammalia; Primates; Tarsiidae. The record is from RefSeq and is a predicted model, not a curated record. Bases 1 to 1254 code for a protein of 417 amino acids. Gene Ontology annotation, biological process: activation of innate immune response; positive regulation of interleukin-1 beta production; cellular response to interferon-beta. The transcript has 6 exons. Gene Ontology annotation, molecular function: double-stranded DNA binding. Gene Ontology annotation, cellular component: nucleolus.